This is a messenger RNA of Cladophialophora carrionii CBS 160.54, 426 nucleotides long. RefSeq names its product diphthamide biosynthesis protein 3. NCBI's taxonomy places the organism in Eukaryota, Fungi, Ascomycota, Eurotiomycetes, Chaetothyriales, Herpotrichiellaceae. The coding region runs from base 1 to 426 and encodes 141 amino acids. The record is from RefSeq and is a predicted model, not a curated record. Gene Ontology annotation, molecular function: metal ion binding. The transcript has a single exon. Gene Ontology annotation, biological process: protein histidyl modification to diphthamide.
AUGCCCUCCGUAACCCAAACCGCCGCGGCCUCGUCCCUCACGAUCAAGGCGGCGGCGGCGGCGGCGCCGUCGUCGUCGUCACAACCCACCGCCCAACAAGCCGAGGACCAGGAUAUCUACGAUGAGAUCGAAAUCGAGGACAUGACUUUCGACCCCCAGCUGCAGAUCUACCAUUACCCGUGCCCGUGCGGGGAUCGGUUCGAGAUUUCCAUCCAGAGUCUCAAGGACGGGGAGACGGACAUUGCGGUGUGUCCGAGUUGUAGUUUGAUGAUUCGCGUGAUUUAUGAGCCCGAGGAUUUGGAGGAUUUGGAGGAUCAAGAGGAGGAGGAGGACGACGAGGAAGAGGAAGACGGGGAGGACGAGGACGGGCAGGAUGAAGAAGGAAGUAAUGAGUUGGCUGAGGGACAGCGACAAGCACAGCGAUAG